This is a messenger RNA of Ricinus communis (castor bean), 1737 nucleotides long. Its product is annotated as MOB kinase activator-like 1A. Gene Ontology annotation, molecular function: protein kinase activator activity. Gene Ontology annotation, cellular component: nucleus; cytoplasm. The transcript has 7 exons. The record is from RefSeq and is a predicted model, not a curated record. NCBI's taxonomy places the organism in Eukaryota, Viridiplantae, Streptophyta, Magnoliopsida, Malpighiales, Euphorbiaceae. Gene Ontology annotation, biological process: signal transduction; positive regulation of protein phosphorylation. Bases 869 to 1480 code for a protein of 203 amino acids.
UUAUGUCGCCAGCCAAACCAAGACUGAGUCUUGAAUAAAAGAUUAAUAUUUCAGGUGUACAGUCCUAAGUAACAGUGACAUCAUAUGACAAUAUCCAUACAGCUAAGAAGAUGCUUAUCAUUUUUCUGUUAAUGGCCCUAUCUCUCCCUUUUCUUUUUUUCUCCUUUUAUUAUUCAUUAAACCCUUUCCCAUAAAACCUUGACUUGACAUUCCCUUCUUCUUCUUCUUCUUCUUCUUUUUUUUUUUAUAAAAAAUUUUCUAAUUUUUCUGCAUUCUUAUCCUCACUUAUUUCUUUGGUACAUCAUUGCUACUGCAUUAGUCUUUUCCUUUUAGUUAAGGCCCCUGCCAAUUAAAUGCACAUGCAUUAUCUUUUUCCUCUUUUAUGCAUUCUUUGAAAAUCUGUAAAUAUAUUUGUUUUGUUUUAUAAUAAUAACUCAUAUUUCAUAGACAACUCUCCAAAUUGUACUUUUUUUUUUUAAUGUGUAUAUAUAUUAAUAAAAAUUUUCAUUCAGAAAAUAUUAUUUUAAAAGAGGAGAGUCAACAAAUGGAUACAAGUAUAAGCAUAUAAGGGAGAGGGAAUAGGCCAGGUAAGCAAAAUGGAGGAGAAAGGAAAUGGACCUUGUGUUUGCUGUGCUGUGGAUGUGUAUACUUAACAUAUAUAUACAUAUGAUAGAUUUCUUUGCUUAUAUUUCUCCCCCUUUCUUUGACAGUCUGUCAUCUCCUUCUAUCUCUCUCCUCUUCUUAUAUAUAUAUACAUGUAUAUAUAUGAUUUCUAUAAUCAUCUUCAUUCAACAUUUUCUUCUUCUUCUUUCCAUAUCCUUAACAAAAUUUCUUUUUUUAACUAGAGCCAGAGAGAUAGAGUGGCAACAUGAGUCUCUUUGGCAUCGGUAGCAGAAACCAGAAGACAUUUCGGCCUAAGAAAAAUGCUCCAUCUGGCAGCAAGGGUGCUCAACUUCAAAAACAUAUUGAUGCUACCUUGGGUAGUGGCAACCUAAGAGAAGCAGUUAGACUGCCCCCUGGAGAAGAUGUCAAUGAGUGGUUGGCUGUUAACACUGUGGACUUCUUCAAUCAAGUGAACAUUUUAUAUGGAACUCUUACUGAAUUUUGCACGGCAUCGAACUGUCCAACAAUGACUGCAGGACCAAAAUACGAGUAUAGAUGGGCUGAUGGAGUUACCAUUAAGAAGCCAAUUGAGGUGUCUGCACCAAAAUACGUCGAGUUUUUGAUGGACUGGAUCGAAACUCAGCUAGAUGAUGAAAUGAUUUUCCCUCAGAAGUUGGGGGCACCUUUUCCACCAAAUUUUCGAGAUGUUGUCAGGACAAUCUUUAAGCGGAUGUUUCGUGUUUAUGCUCACAUCUACCAUGAGCAUUUUCAGAAGAUUGUGAGUUUGAGGGAAGAAGCUCAUCUAAAUACUUGCUUUAAGCAUUUUGUGCUGUUUACCUGGUUACUCUGUAAUGGUGCAGGAGUUCCGCUUGAUUGAUAGAGGGGAGCUGGCACCUCUACAAGACCUUGUUGACUCGAUUCUGCAGUUAUAAUGCCUUGUGGAUAUCUUUCAAGUUUUUAGCUUUUAGUUUGAAUGUUUUGGGGACCCAAUUUUGCGAGCUUCCUUUUAUCCAUGUAAUUUGUUCCCCUCCAUUAAUAGAGAAAUGACUUGUUAUGCUCACAAAUUAGAAAAGAUUUUGGCUCCAAUUGCAAUGAAAUCUGGCAGCAAUUCUGGCGUUGCGUUUUGGUUAAGAA